AUGAAAAAUACAUCGUUUGGCUUUUUACCAAAUAAAGUAGUCAUGUCGAGAAAACCUAUUGAUAUUUAUCCUAACAUAUCAGAUAGUGAUAAAUUAAAUAAUGUAAAUACAAAUGAAUAUUCAUAUAAAAUGGUACCCCAUGCUUAUAAAAGAACAAUAAGUUCAUUUCCAAUGUUUGAUGACAAUAAUCUAGUUUAUAAUCCUAACAUAGUUAAUAUAAAACAGAUGAGGCCCCCACAUAAUAAUAGCAAUUUUCAUUAUCCUUUAGUAUACGGACAAAAAAAAAAUAAUUGUUUAAAUUCUUGUUCAUGCAUGAAGAAAAGUAAUUCAAACAUUUGUAAUAAAAUAAAUGACGAACAUAAUAAAAAUAAUGAACAAAAACAUAUAAAUGAUUUUAUUCCUAUAUUAUUUAAUAACAAAAAAAUAUUAGUAUCCAAUGUUUUUGAUAAUGCUCAUAAUAAAGAUCCUGUGUCUAACUUAGAAGCUAGCAAUUCAAAUUAUAAUUUUAAACAUAAUUUAUUUACACAUCCUGGAGGAUAUGUUUCUAUUGAUCAUAAAAAUCGAAGUAGAAGUAGCAAUGAUAGUGCACCUCAUGAUAAUAAAAAUAAUAAUAAUGAUGGAAAAAAUAAUUAUGGGAACAUUAUGUAUGGAAAAGGUGGCAAUAUAAUAAACCCCCCAAAUAUAGGAAUUUUUAAAAAAAAAAUAAUAAAAGAUAAAGCCCAUGAACCACCUAAAAGCCCUCAAAUAAACGAUUUAAUUAAUCAAAAAGAUUUAGAAAUUAAAGAUCUUGAAAUAAAAAUCGAAAAAGAAAAAUUAGAACAUGAAAUAAAAGACACAGUAUUAGAUAACAAUAAAUUAAAAGAAAAAUUGUUAGAUCAAAAAAUAAAAUAUGAAGAAACUUUAAAACAUUUGAAAAAAGUAGAAAGUGAAAAAAGAACAUUAAAAUCAAAUUUAAAUGUUAGAGAUAAAGUUUUAGAAAAAUUAGAAAAAGAAAUAGGAUCCGUUGAUAAUGAAAAUGAGUUGUUACUUAAGAUAAAAGAAAAUUCAAAUUUGAGUGAUAUACACAAAGUUUUUAAAUUGCUUCAUGAUAAAGAAAAUGGUGAAAAAAAUCAUAAUAUUAAAAGCAUUAGCUAUGCUGAUGAUACAACUAAGAAUAUUAUCAAUGAUAUGGAAAAUGAUCGAAAUAGUAAAAAAAAUGAGAGUAGUAAAGGAGAUAAAAAAAUGGAAGAAUUUCGAUGGUAUAAAACAAUUAGCACAUUUGAUGGUGCUGAUACUGAAAACUAUGAUAUAGAUAUGAAUGAUAAAAAAGAAGAAAUAAACGAAAAAAAUGAUCCCAUAAAAAAUGAUACGAACUUUCUAAAAGCAACAAUUAUAAAAAUGGACAAAGAAAUACAUAAAUUGAAAGAAGAAAAUAAAAAUGUAAAUUUUAAAUAUCAAAACACUUUUGAAGCAUUAACUGAGUUAAGAAAAGAUACAUUAGAAUAUAUGGAGUCAAUUGUUUCUCGUGAUAUGAGAAUAGGAUAUAUGGAAAGUAUGCUUCAAAAAUGUGAAAAAGAUUUAGAAAAAUUAAAGGAUAAUUUUAAAAAAGAAGAAACAAAUAAUAGAGAAAAAAUUGCAAAAUUAAAAUCCGAAAUUAAAAUAUUAGAAAAUCAAUCUUCACAUCUUCGACAUAUGAUCCAAGAAAAGGAUUCAGAAAUAGUUUUAUUAAAAAACGAAAUUGUUCGUAAUGAUAUUUUACUCAAACAAUAUGAAGAAAGAAAUAAAGAGCUUCAAAGUGAAUUAAGAUUAAUGUGUAAUAAUUUAGAAAAUGUUAUUGAUGCUUCAAAUAAAAAAGAUAUAUUUAUGGAUCAAUUAGAAAGACAAAUAAGAGAAAAUGAAAUACAUAGACAAAAUGCUUAUUUAAAAGAAGUUGCAAAAAAUAGAAAAAUACAUGCUAAUAUGAAAUUUAAAGAAAUUUUAUUUGAUAAAUCUACAAAAACACAAGUCGACGAAUUUAGAAAUUUAAAAAAAGAAUUAUAUCUAAAUAAAAUACAAAUUGAAAAAGCAAAAGAAGCUUUUGGAAUGCUCAAAAUAUCUUCAAACCGCGAAUCUAUGCCAAGAAAGAAAAAAGUCGUAAAGAAGAAAAAUACUCGAAGCCUUUCCGAAAAUAGUUCAGGAAAAUACACAGAAAAUAGCUCUGGGAAAUAUACAGAAGGUAGCACUGAAAACAUUACAGAAAAUUGUCAUGAAAACGGGACAGAGAAUAAUCCAUCUGAUUACAAAAUAAAUUCCACAAAAAAAAAUAAUAAAAAUGAUAAAUUGGGGUUGAAGACACCAACAGAUUCUGUAUCAAACCACAAAUUAUCUAAUUCAGUAGCUAAAAAAAAUACAAAAAAAAUGACAAAAAAAUUAAUAAAUGUGGAAGAGGAAACGUUAGUAUAG
Molecule: messenger RNA, 2421 nt
Organism: Plasmodium yoelii
Lineage: Eukaryota; Apicomplexa; Aconoidasida; Haemosporida; Plasmodiidae
Product: conserved protein, unknown function
Exons: 1
Coding region: 1-2421 (806 amino acids)
Source: RefSeq, a predicted model, not a curated record